UGCUCGACAUCAGUCAAUAACCCCUCCAAACAACCACUUCCACAACCGCCCACAAUCGCCGUAAUUCAAACAUCCAAAGGCUCCGGCCUGCACCCUACAAUGUCCGGUCCAAUUACAAUAACGUCCCCGCAGCAGCUGAGCACUCUGCUCUCAUCUUCCCGCAUCGUGGUCGUGAAAUUCUACAAUGAAUGGAAUGCCAUGAGCGAGACAAUCUCCGCCGUCUACGAUUCGCUGGCCGACCAGAUCUCACGCCCAGGCGCCGUCACAUUCGCAAAGGUCAACGCUGAGCAGCAACCCCAAAUAGCACAGAGCUACCAAGUCGCCAGCCUACCAGCCUUCAUAAUCUUCAAAACCGGCAGCGUGCUCCAGAAGAUCAACGGCGCGAACACCCGACAGCUCCACGAAGCGAUCAAGCGAUUAGCCGCCGAGGCAAACAGCGACGAGGCCUCCGACGACUUCGGAGGCGCGGGCUCGAGCAGUGGUAGUGGAGGAGCAUGGCUGGGUGCGAGUCUUCCCCGCGGGUACACCGACGUGACGGACCAGGUCGACGUCCGCGGGCUGGACCUCUUGAAUGCGGACAGUGAGUUUGGAACCGUGCGGACGCUGUUCGAGACGUCGGCGCCGAAGUCUCUGGGGAAGGGCAAGGGGAAGGGAGCGUCGACGGGUGGGGAGGCGAAGCCGGACUGGGUGGAGAGCGAUGUCGAUGAGCAGUUGAUGCUGUAUAUCCCGUUCACGUCUACGCUGAAGGUGCACACCAUCCAGAUCACCUCAUUACCGCCGACCUCAAACGAUGAUGACGAUGAUGACGACGACGACGACGACGAGGCCCCCGUACGACCGAAGACCGUCCACAUCUACACGAACAAGCAACACAACCUAGGAUUCGAGGAGGCGGAGGACAUCACAGCGACGCAGACGAUCGAGCUGAAGCCGUCAGACUGGGACGCAAAGACCGGGACGGCCAAGCUGGAGCUCCGCUUCGUCAAGUUCCAAAGCGUGUCGUCGCUCGUGCUGUUCGUCGCCGACGGCGAGGGCGAGAGCGAGAAGACGCGCAUCGACAGGAUCCACAUCAUUGGCGAGUCUGGCGAGAAGCGCGACAUGGGCAAGCUCGAGAAGGUUGGCCACGACGAUUGAGCGGCUGCUCUGUAUUCUCAUAGAUUCAUGAAAGUUACUUUACUGCUUGCUCAGUCAGUGGUGGAGAAUGACUUAGACUUUUUAUGUGGAACGGAGAAUUAUGAACUAGGAAUCGGAAAUCAAGAAUCACAGUUAUCAAAAACAUUCCAAAGCGAGCCUUAUUGCUUUUUUAUCUGCUUCUUUGAGGUCUUCACUAUUCCUUUCUGAAUCUGUUUUCCCAAUUAAAUGACCAUGUGUGCGUGCGUGCAUUUAAUUGUCGUUAAUCAAUCAUACUAGAUUCCGAAAAAAAGAUAUACAAGUAUCACGUAUCAAGUAUCAUUUUUGGCACCUACCACAUAGUAUAAAAAAUCCACCGUGCAUCUUCGU
Aaosphaeria arxii CBS 175.79 is the source of this 1500-nucleotide messenger RNA. Its product is annotated as DUF1000-domain-containing protein. The record is from RefSeq and is a predicted model, not a curated record. Bases 100 to 1134 code for a protein of 344 amino acids. The transcript has 3 exons. NCBI's taxonomy places the organism in Eukaryota, Fungi, Ascomycota, Dothideomycetes, Pleosporales.